This is a messenger RNA of Sardina pilchardus (European sardine), 6419 nucleotides long. Its product is annotated as fibrillin-1-like. The transcript has 35 exons. NCBI's taxonomy places the organism in Eukaryota, Metazoa, Chordata, Actinopteri, Clupeiformes, Clupeidae. Gene Ontology annotation, biological process: adenylate cyclase-activating G protein-coupled receptor signaling pathway; cell surface receptor signaling pathway. The record is from RefSeq and is a predicted model, not a curated record. Gene Ontology annotation, molecular function: G protein-coupled receptor activity; calcium ion binding. The coding region runs from base 1 to 5901 and encodes 1966 amino acids. Gene Ontology annotation, cellular component: membrane.
AUGAAUGCCUUCAGACACCAUAUAAAUGAUUGUGAUGACAUACCAAACGUAUGUGGACCUAACUCAAACUGCUCCAACACCAAUGGAAGCUUCAACUGUUCCUGCCUGAGUGGAUAUCGGGAGAACAAUGUGAAUCAAGCCAUAAGUGACAGCAAUCAGUGCAUAGAUAUAAACGAAUGUGAUGUGUUUCUAAAUCUUUGUGGCCCCAACUCAAACUGUGCCAAAACCAGCAGAAGUUAUAACUGUUCCUGCUUGACUGGAUAUCAAGUGGCCAACCCAAAUCGAUCCAUAAGUGACAGAAAUCAGUGCACAGAUAUAAAUGAAUGUGAUGACAUACCAAACGUAUGCGGACCCAACUCAAACUGCACCAACACCAAUGGAAGCUUCAACUGUUCCUGCCUGAGUGGAUAUCGGGAGACCAAUGUGAAUCAAGCCAUAAGUUACAGCAAUCAGUGCAUAGAUAUAAACGAAUGUGUUGUGUCUCUAAAUCUUUGUGGCCCCAACUCAAACUGUGCCAAAACCAGCGGAAGUUAUAACUGUUCCUGCUUGACUGGAUAUCAAGUGGCCAACCCAAAUCAAUCCAUAAGUGACAGAAAUCAGUGCACAGAUAUAAAUGAAUGUGAUGACAUACCAAACGUAUGCGGACCCAACUCAAACUGCACCAACACCAAUGGAAGCUUCAACUGUUCCUGCCUGAGUGGAUAUCGGGAGACCAAUGUGAAUCAAGCCAUAAGUUACAGCAAUCAGUGCAUAGAUAUAAACGAAUGUGUUGUGUCUCUAAAUCUUUGUGGCCCCAACUCAAACUGUGCCAAAACCAGCGGAAGUUAUAACUGUUCCUGCUUGACUGGAUAUCAAGUGGCCAACCCAAAUCAAUCCAUAAGUGACAGAAAUCAGUGCACAGAUAUAAACGAAUGUGUUGUGUCUCUAAAUCUUUGUGGCCCCAACUCAAACUGUGCCAAAACCAGCGGAAGUUAUAACUGUUCCUGCUUGACUGGAUAUCAAGUGGCCAACCCAAAUCAAUCCAUAAGUGACAGAAAUCAGUGCACAGAUAUAAAUGAAUGCAAUGACAUACCAAACGUAUGCGGACCCAACUCAAACUGCACCAACACCAAUGGAAGCUUCAAUUGUUCCUGCCUGAGUGGAUAUCGGGAGACCAAUGUGAAUCAAGCCAUAAGUGACAGCAAUCAGUGCACAGACCUAAACGAAUGUGUUGUGAUUUUGAACCUUUGUGGGCCCAACUCAAACUGUGCCAAUACCAAUGGAAGCUACAACUGUUCCUGCUUGACUGGAUAUCAGGUGGCCAACCCAAAUCAAUCCAUAAGUGAAAGCAAUCAGUGCACAGAUAUAAAUGAAUGCAAUGACAUACCAAACGUAUGCGGACCCAACUCAAACUGCACCAACACCAAUGGAAGCUUCAAUUGUUCCUGCCUGAGUGGAUAUCGGGAGACCAAUGUGAAUCAAGCCAUAAGUGACAGCAAUCAGUGCACAGACCUAAACGAAUGUGUUGUGAUUUUGAACCUUUGUGGGCCCAACUCAAACUGUGCCAAUACCAAUGGAAGCUACAACUGUUCCUGCUUGACUGGAUAUCAGGUGGCCAACCCAAAUCAAUCCAUAAGUGAAAGCAAUCAGUGCACAGAUAUAAAUGAAUGCAAUGACAUACCAAACGUAUGCGGACCCAACUCAAACUGCACCAACACCAAUGGAAGCUUCAAUUGUUCCUGCCUGAGUGGAUAUCGGGAGACCAAUGUGAAUCAAGCCAUAAGUGACAGCAAUCAGUGCACAGACCUAAACGAAUGUGUUGUGAUUUUGAACCUUUGUGGGCCCAACUCAAACUGUGCCAAUACCAAUGGAAGCUACAACUGUUCCUGCUUGACUGGAUAUCAGGUGGCCAACCCAAAUCAAUCCAUAAGUGAAAGCAAUCAGUGCACAGAUAUAAAUGAAUGCAAUGACGUACCAAACGUAUGCGGACCCAACUCAAACUGCACCAACACCAAUGGAAGUUUCAAUUGUUCCUGCCUGAGUGGAUAUCGGGAGACCAAUGUGAAUCAAGCCAUAAGUGACAGCGAUCAGUGCACAGACAUAAACGAAUGUGUUGUGAUUUUGAACCUUUGUGGCCCCAACUCAAACUGUGCCAAUACCAAUGGAAGCUACAACUGUUCCUGCUUGACUGGAUAUCAGGUGGCCAACCCAAAUCAAUCCAUAAGUGAAAGCAAUCAGUGCACAGAUAUAAAUGAAUGCAAUGACAUACCAAACGUAUGCGGACCCAACUCAAACUGCACCAACACCAAUGGAAGCUUCAAUUGUUCCUGCCUGAGUGGAUAUCGGGAGACCAAUGUGAAUCAAGCCAUAAGUGACAGCAAUCAGUGCACAGACAUAAACGAAUGUGUUGUGAUUUUGAACCUUUGUGGGCCCAACUCAAACUGUGCCAAUACCAAUGGAAGCUACAACUGUUCCUGCUUGACUGGAUAUCAGGUGGCCAACCCAAAUCAAUCCAUAAGUGAAAGCAAUCAGUGCACAGAUAUAAACGAAUGUGUUGUGUCUCUAAAUCUUUGUGGCCCCAACUCAAACUGUGCCAAAACCAGCGGAAGUUAUAACUGUUCCUGCUUGACUGGAUAUCAAGUGGCCAACCCAAAUCAAUCCAUAAGUGACAGAAAUCAGUGCACAGAUGUGGAUGAAUGUCUUCAGACCCUAGCAGUUUGUGGUCCAAACUCAGUCUGCAACAACACCAUUGGAGACUACAGCUGCUCAUGCUUGAGUGGAUAUAAUGUGACUGAUCCAAGUGUGCGAAGUAGUGCGAACAAUUCCUGCACUGAUAUAAAUGAAUGUGAUUACAUCACAAACGUAUGUGGACCCAACUCCAACUGCACCAACACCAAUGGAAGCUUCAACUGUUCCUGCCUGAGUGGAUAUCAGGCGAACAAUGUAAAUCAAACCAUAAGUGACAGCAAUCAGUGCACAGUUAUAACAACACUUGCUCCAACAACAACAACAACAACAACAACAACAACAACAACACCAGCUCCAACAACAUCAACACCAGCUCCUACAACAACACCAGCUCCUACAACAACAACCACAACUACAGCCACAACAACCACAGCAGCGACCACAGCAGCACCAGAUUCUGCGAGCAUGUCUUUAACAUUGCGUGGUGACUUUGAUACUAGUUUAAAUGAUCCAACAAGUGAAAGGUUUCAAAUAUUGAAGACAAAUGUUCAAGAUGCAAUAAGCAGAAGUUAUGAAAAUGUACCUGGUUUUAUAUCUGUAAUUGUAACAGGAUUCAGGCAAGGUAGUAUGAUAGCUGACCUAAAUAUUAUCAAUAGCAAUCUCAACUGGUCCCAGAUAAAUCAACAAAAUGAUGAUCUGGCUGACGAACUGAAAAAAAAGGGUUAUGAGGUUGCUGAAUUGGUUUCUGAAAGUGUCCAAAAGAAUCUUUUUCAAGGGGAGGUUCACUCAGGAGAUGUUUCCAUGGAAUUAAGAUGCCCUGAGUCAAAUGAAGCCUUAGAUGAACCAGAAUGGAGAUUUGACGGGAAAAAACUCAACCAAGGACUCAAAUAUGACAUUUCAUCCCGCACACUGAAAGUAAAAGAUGUUGUCCUUGGUGACCGGGGUCAUUAUGAGUGCAGAUAUACCAGAGCCUCAAAACCAACUCUUAUUUAUUGGAGCAGAGCAUCAAUCAAACCAAAUCCUGUGAUUACACGGAAUUUUAUACAAAAAGCAGUUGCUUGUGAAGACCGUGUUCAUCUGAAAUGCUGUGUGGCAGGCUCAUACCAAGUGAAACUGACAGUUGGACAAGCUGAUCCUGGUGUUACCUCAGAGAUAGGAGGAUGUGCUGAAAUUGAGUAUCAAACAAAAUCUGAGGACUGCGGCAAUACAUUAAGAUUUACCUGCAAACUACUUGUCCUCCAAAACAGAGAGCAAACGAUUACACUUGAUGUUCGUAAAAAAAGUGAAGUUGAUGCAGAUGUAACUUGUCCAAAGGAUGAGGACAAGGGGUUAGAAGCUGGAUUCGAAGGAGAAGAGGCAAUACGUGGCUGUGGUGAAGGAAAAGUUGGUGAAAUGUUGUAUAGGUGUGAGGGUGAAUGGGUCCGUAAGCAAGACAACUGUGUCCUAGAACAAAUCCAAAACUUGGAAGAGGAAUCACAGAACCUAAAUGGAGGGGAUGUUUCGGAAUUUGUUUUGGUGCUCAGUAACACCACACAGCAGAAUGAUGAUGACAUUGUUACUUCACCAGCAACUAUUGCAUCUAUUGUGACCAUACUUGACAAUGUUGCAACAGCCUCCGGUCAAAUCACAGUGGACCAGGAGGUUAUGGAGGAUUUCCUUGAGACUGUGAAUGUGAUUGUCUCCACAAACGUAAUUGAUGUCUGGAGUAACCUAAAUAGUGAUUCUGAUGAUGAAACUCGUAGAAAUGUCAGCUCCAGCUUGUUGCUCGCGGUGGAAACGAUGUCGGGUGCACUCGCAGAAGAAGACACAUUUCAGAUUUCAACAGAAAGCCUUUCUUUGAGAAAAUAUGUGGUGACUGAAGCCUAUAAUGUUCUCAUGACAAAUUCAUCUGAAAUUACAAUUGCUCUAACACAGCAAUCUGCGACGAACACCUCAGUGACGGUCAUUGAAUUUUUUACUCUUAAUGAUAUAAUGUCAACGAGAAAUUCAGAAGAAGGUGACAUAAAUUCCACAGAUUCCGUAAAUUCAAUAAAUGGCAAUGUUCUUUUGGUCAAUACAAGUCGAAAAGUUGAAAACAUUACUCUGACAUUCAAGAAAAACGACAGUGAAUUGGCAAAUCCACUGUGUGUAUUCUGGAACUUUGAACUUUUCAACAAUACCGGUGGAUGGGAUACAUUUGGAUGCGAGCCCAAGUUCGAUGAAAAUAAUACAGUCACGUGUGAGUGUAAUCACACAACUUCCUUCUCCGUUCUCAUGUCACCAUAUAUACCACCUGAAGCUAAAAGGGCCCUGGGUGUCAUCACAUAUGUUGGAGUUGGAAUAUCAAUCGCCAGCUUGGUAAUCGCCCUAAUAAUUGAGAUGAUAGUUUGGCGUGCUAUGACAACGAAUGACACAGCAUACAUGCGACACGUCUGCAUCGUUAACAUUGCUGUGUCCCUCCUGAUUGCGGACAUCUGGUUCAUCGUGGGAGCAGCCGUGUCGAAUGAAAAUGGUGCAGCCUUGGGGCCCUGUACAGCAGCCACGUUUUUUGCCCACUUCUUUUACCUGGCUAUGUUCUUUUGGAUGCUGAUGUCUGCUCUACUGCUUCUGUACCGCAUUGUGUGGGUUUUCUCGAACAUCUCCAGGUUGGCCAUGAUGCUAAUUGGUUUCUUUAUCGGCUACGGCGGCCCUCUCAUUACGGCAGUGGUAACUGUGGCAUCGACAGCUGGACAGGAGGGCUACAUCACCUCACGUGGCACAUGCUGGCUCAACUGGGAAAAGACCAAGGCCCUGCUGGCCUUUGUGAUCCCUGCCUUGGUUAUUGUGGCCAUCAACUUGUGUGUCAUGAUGGUGGUCCUGGUUAAGAUGCUGAGAAGAGGCGUGGGAGACACUGCACAAAGUGAUGAAAAACACAACCUCAAGGUCAUCGCAAAAUGUGUGGCCGUAUUAACUCCACUGUUUGGUAUUACCUGGGGAUUUGGCAUUGGCAUCAUGAUCAGCCCAGAUAGCUUUGGACUCCAUGUUGUCUUUGCAUUGCUAAAUUCUCUACAGGGUUUCUUCAUUUUGGUGUUUGGGAUGCUCUUGGAUAAAAAGGUUCGAGCUACUCUAGCCGAAAGACCACAAAUCUUGACCUCUGCGUCUGGACAAACGGGACGCACAAGUGGGGGAGUGUCAUCUUCUUUGGGUUUGAACAUCUUUCAAAGGAUUGCAAGGAGACAUGGAUACGCCAGUACUUCAGGUUCUGCCAAUGGCUAGCAGUUUAAUGCCCUUUCACUCGGUUGAAAGUUGCUUGGCAGUGUCAUUUACAAAAUGAAAUAUAUAUUGAAUAAUGGCACUUCACUUAUCCGGAAUCUUACUGUAGGUUCCAUUGGUUUGUCCAAAUGUACUAGACUUCUUUUCAGAUCAUUCAGAUUGUAUCUUUUUCAGGUUAUAACUAAAGACAUUACUUUUAAAAUGUACACUUUAUCUUUUCCUUUAAUUUGUAGUACUCAGACACGUUACUUACUAAUGUUUUUCAUCUUACCCUUAUUUCUAGCACUUUUUUAACUUGAAAUGGUAAACUAGGGGUCUGCUGUAACAACAGAAUGAUGGCAAAUACUUUUGUUUACCUGUGUGUCGUGUUGUUGAGAGCAGGGUGCAUUCUUCUCUUAUCAUAUAAUUACUGGUGCUAUUUGCUCCCAUAUCUUUAAACAAAAAUAACAUACACAGUUCUGAGUUCUUGGCAGACAUGAGUAUGAUGUAGCAUCACUAUUAAAUUUGUGUUUUCCUGUGUA